CUUGUAUAUAAAUCGCAUUCAUCUUCUUCACAUUCCAUAUUCACACACUUACAUCUAAAACACUUUGAAACUUUUUAAGGUUUUCAGCAAUAUUCUUUUCUUGUACAAUGGCUAACAAGAACAACAACAUUGUCGUCGUGUUCGAUUUCGACAAGACGAUUAUUGACGUGGAUAGCGAUAAUUGGGUCGUCGAUGAACUUGGUUUCACCGAGUUGUUUGACCAGCUUCUUCCGACAAUGCCUUGGAACUCUCUCAUGGAUAGGAUGAUGAAGGAGCUUCAUGAUCAUGGUAAAACCAUUGAAGAAAUCAAACAAGUCUUGAGAAGAAUCCCUAUUCAUCCUCGUGUCAUCCCUGCCAUCAAAUCCGCUCGUGCUUUAGGGUGCGAGCUGAGAAUAGUGAGUGACGCGAACACGUUCUUCAUCGAAACGAUCGUUGAACAUCUCGGGAUUAGGAAGUAUUUCUCCGAGAUUAACACAAACCCUGGACUUGUAGAUGAACAAGGAAGGUUAAGAAUCUCUCCUUACCACGAUUUCAACAAGUCUUCCCAUGGUUGCCCUCGUUGUCCUCCUAACAUGUGCAAGGGUUUGAUAAUUGAGAGGAUUCAAGCUUCUUUUUCCAAAGAAGGAAAUAAGAUGAAGAUGAUUUAUCUUGGAGAUGGUGUUGGUGAUUACUGUCCGAGUCUUGGACUCAAAGCUGAAGAUUACAUGAUGCCAAGGAAGAAUUUCCCUGCUUGGGAUUUGAUUAGUCAAAACCCGACCUUGGUUAAGGCUACGGUUAGAGAUUGGAUCGAUGGUGAAGCUAUGGAAAAAAUAUUAAUGGGAACUGCCAACGAGAUUAUGUCAUCAGAUGAAGAAGAGGAGAAGGAGAAGAUGUUAUGCUCUGAUCACUGCAAAAUAUCUGUUGUUGGGAUUGUUCAUGAACCUAUGUUGCCUCUUUCUCUCCAAGUUCCUCUACACCUCGUUAAGUGAUUGAUGAAGAGAACAAGAAUCUAAGAUUCUUUUUGUUUUCUUUUGUUUUGAAUAUAAUAUUGCAAUCGAGAAAAAUGUAUAAGAUAUUGAAUGGUUCAUGCACUUACAUGUACUACGUUGGAUUCUUAUUGAUGUAAUUCCCUUGGAACCUUAA
Messenger RNA from Brassica napus (rape), 1122 nucleotides. RefSeq names its product inorganic pyrophosphatase 2-like. NCBI's taxonomy places the organism in Eukaryota, Viridiplantae, Streptophyta, Magnoliopsida, Brassicales, Brassicaceae. The transcript has 4 exons. The coding region runs from base 108 to 968 and encodes 286 amino acids. The record is from RefSeq and is a predicted model, not a curated record. Gene Ontology annotation, molecular function: phosphatase activity.